Volvox carteri f. nagariensis is the source of this 705-nucleotide messenger RNA. RefSeq lists its product as uncharacterized. NCBI's taxonomy places the organism in Eukaryota, Viridiplantae, Chlorophyta, Chlorophyceae, Chlamydomonadales, Volvocaceae. The record is from RefSeq and is a predicted model, not a curated record. Bases 1 to 705 code for a protein of 234 amino acids. The transcript has a single exon.
AUGUCAGAUAGAGGUGCGGGGCCAUCAAAGCCACCCCUUCCUCAUCGGAAGGCGGAAGCAUCAGGGCCAAUGUACAAGUAUGGCAACAAGGAACUUGAUGCAAAAGCGUAUGCAGAAGCUCUGAUCUCCGCAAAGAAGAAGGGUCUUGCAGCUUAUUGGACUUCUUUCAACGUUCUGCUGAUCGACGGCGUCGUUAAGCUGAAGUGCCUCACCUGUGGCGCCCUGCUUGGCGCCAAAAACCCAACCGCGACUGCGCCUUUACACCUCAAGAGGCAUGAGAGGGCUGCAUCAAACGCCGCAGAAGCGUUGCAGCUUUCCGGUGCCGAGGACGGUGAGGAGGAGUCCGACAUGUCUGGUCUGAAGCGCUCGCGCUCUGCGGAUGGCGGCUCCAUCCGCUCCUUUCUCGCCAACACUAUACAAAUCGGCGUGUUUCUGAAAAACCUGGCGCUCUUCUUCUACACCACCAACACCGCCCUUCACCUUAUCGAAAACCACUACCUCGUCACCGCGUGCACCGCUGUGGGUAUCACGCUUCCCAAUCGAAAAAAGCUUGCCACGACGAUGUUGGAUGAGGCGCAUGCUGAGCUAGUCACCCAGAUCGAGAAGGAGUGCGAGGCUGGGGAAGGGGUUGCGUGUGUCAUUCCCCUUAGCGAGCAAACACUCCCCCGGCAGUUAUGUGGUGAUUCUGUGCAAGUAGGGACUUAA